Molecule: messenger RNA, 720 nt
Organism: Menidia menidia (Atlantic silverside)
Lineage: Eukaryota; Metazoa; Chordata; Actinopteri; Atheriniformes; Atherinopsidae
Source: the annotation of a GenBank genome assembly
CUGCAUCCUCAUUGUGUCACAGGUUAUCUGUCCAAAGUGCUGAGGAACUACUCUGAGCAGGCCUGUGACGGAGACUUCCUGUCCAUUCGCUGCCCACAACGCACCACCAUCACGGUCCAGUCAGCUUUCUAUGGAAGAAGAGGUGGCUCUGGUCCUCAGCAGUGCCCUCAGACCUACCAGGCCCUCCUAAGUUCACGUCGCACUCAGGAUCAUGAUCAGUAUUGUUCUGUGUCAACUGCACUACAGAAAAUGCUGGACGAGUGCCAAGACAGAAGGAGCUGUCAAAUCCUUGUCAACAGCCGCGUGUUUGGGACGGACCAGUGUCCUGGCAGCAGUAAAUACCUCAUUGUCUGGUACAAAUGCAGACCUAAUGAGUAUAAGAGUAAGGUGGUCUGUGAGGAGGAGAGGAUGAGGCUGAGCUGCAAACGGGGAAUGCAGAUUGCUGUUUACUCCGCCAUGUUUGGCCGAACUCAGCAGGGCACACUGGAGUGCCCCCCUCACCACAGGAGGGCCCCAUCAGUAGAGUGCCAGUCCGCUGUGGCCCUGCAGGUUCUAACUACUCGCUGCCAGGGGAAGAAAAGCUGCCUGGUCCGAGCCUCCUCCAGAGACUUCGGAGAUCCAUGUUACGCUGGCACCAGGAAGUACCUCAGCGUCAUCUACACAUGUGGUGAGUCACAAGUCACCCAAUCCGACUACUUAAUUUCUUCCACCAGGGGGUGA